Messenger RNA from Arabidopsis lyrata subsp. lyrata, 891 nucleotides. RefSeq lists its product as uncharacterized. The transcript has a single exon. The coding region runs from base 367 to 729 and encodes 120 amino acids. Gene Ontology annotation, cellular component: vesicle; extracellular region. Lineage: Eukaryota; Viridiplantae; Streptophyta; Magnoliopsida; Brassicales; Brassicaceae. The record is from RefSeq and is a predicted model, not a curated record. Gene Ontology annotation, biological process: regulation of double fertilization forming a zygote and endosperm; regulation of protein localization to cell surface; double fertilization forming a zygote and endosperm.
CAGUUUCAAUUGGUACUUGUAUCUCUUAAAACAAACAAAUAGAGAAACCAAAAUCAAUAAACUGGAAUAAGUCAAAUUGUAAUAGAGAAACCCGACUGAUGUUGAGAAAAAAAGUAAGUUGGUCAAAAGAAAACUAUAACUUACACAUGUUCUGUUUCAACAGAACAAUAACAAUACAUUAAUCUCUAAAUGAGUUACAUUUUGAGACAAUAAAAUUGAUAUGUUACAUUUAGGUUACUUUUCCAUUUAUCAGAGAAAAUCUUGUUUCCUGAUCCUAUAAAUUCUACCUUUCUUCUUAUAUCCAAAACCAUCCAAACAUCUAAACCAAAAAGAAAACAAAACAUAAAAAAAGGAUUAACAGGAAAGAUGGGAAGCAAAACUAUUCUCUCAGUCGUUUUGAUUGUUUCCCUUUGUGCUGCCAUUUUUGUCACUCAAGGAGUAGCUCAAACGCAAACACCGCCAACGGUUCCUGGACUUUUCCCACCUGGCUUACCCAUUGAUCUUGUAAAAUGUUGGUCGUCUCUCUUCAAUGUUGAAGGAUGUGUGCUCGAAAUCUCCAAAUCAAUUUUCUCCGGAAAAUUUGAAAAUGUCGAAGCCGCAUGUUGCAAGGCGUUUUCGACCUUAGAUGCUAACUGUUGGCCACAAAUGUUUCCGUUGAAUCCGUUCUUCCCUCCUCUCCUCAAGGAUAGCUGCGCUCGCCUUGUCCCAACUCCCCCUACACACAACUAAGAACAAGAAUGAUCGUUGAUAUACACUUUUAAUUUAGUCGUUAGCUUCAAAGUCUAAGUUCUAAUGUUAGUUUUUGUUGGCAAAAUGUGAACUCAUCAUAUCUUUGGAGAGCUCUAUCUAUGUAGGUUUUCUCAAUAAAGUAAUUUUUUUUCCAAUAUUCAU